Messenger RNA from Prorocentrum cordatum, 384 nucleotides. Lineage: Eukaryota; Dinophyceae; Prorocentrales; Prorocentraceae. The record is from the annotation of a GenBank genome assembly.
AUGGGGGACGAGGAGGAGAAGACGCAGACCCCUGCCCCUGCGGAGCCGGCGAUCGUGCCCGCCCCCGAGGGCGCGGUGGAGAUGAAGGUGACCACGAAGAAGAGCCCCGGUUUCUACAUCCGUGCCGUGGCCAGCUUCCUCAAGGGCGUCGAGGAGCGCCCAGCCACGGACGGCAAGGAGAAGCAGGAGGCCAAGGCCGCUGUCGAAUACCUCCGCGUCUCGGGCCUCGGUGACGCCAUCACCACGGCGUCGCUCGCGGCGUCGCAGGCGAUGGCCGAGGGCCUGUGCGAGGUCCUGAAGGUGCAGACGGCGUACCCGUCGAUGGAGGGCUCGGGGCGCGGCUGCGCGCAGAUCGUCAUCGACCUCAAGACGACGAAGAAGUGA